GUGGCGGGGCUGCUCCUGGCGAUUUGGGGGUAUCCUGGACAAGGUGAUCCUGACUCUGCCAGGAGAGCGUGUCUGGGGCCGACAUCCUCGAGACUGCUCGUUCUGAGAGUGGCGGGAGCGAGCGCCGGCGUCCGCUGUGAACCCCUUGGCUGUCCACCUCAGCCACGUCGACAGCACAGCCCCACCUCUGCAGCACAGAGGACUGGUUCCAGGAAUUCCCAAACAGCCAACACUCAAGUUUUUGAGGAGUACUUGGUCAGCACUCGCCUCUCCUUUGGCAGGAAAGCUAAGAAGGGAAAUGGCUGUGGAUUUGCGGGCUGCUCCGGGGACGGAGCCUGUGACGUUCAGGGAUGUGGCCGUGUCCUUCAGCCAGGAUGAGUGGUUGCACCUGGCCCCUGCUCAGAGAACCUUGUACCGAGAGGUGAUGCUGGAGAACUACAGCAACCUGGCCUCGCUGGGAUUUCAGGCGUCAGUGCCCGCCAUGAUUGGCAAGCUGCAAAAAGGGCAAGAUCCCUGCAUGGAAAGAGACGUCACUGGAGACACCUGCCUAGAUUUCGAGAUUUGGCCAGAGUUAGAAGAAGCAUUGCCCCCCAAACAAGACAUUUUUACUGAAGAAACAUCUCAUGGGCUGAAAAAGAAUGGACCCACUAAGUGUGUUUACUGGAAAAUCAGCUGUGGAGAGCUUGUGAAAUCUGAGAGCCUAGAUCCAGUACAGGAGCAAGGAAAGAAAGCUCAUGAGCCGGGGCCAGCUUCGCCCAAGGAAACCACCAGUGAAGACGGAUCUCCCACAGGCUCGGAGCUGGGGAAGCCCUUGUUCAUAAGUAAAGCACUUGUCUCACAAGAGGGUGAUCCCAUAGAAAGUGCCCCUGGUAUGUAUCACACUUCAGAGAAAGAUUUACCACAGGAUUUUGAUUUAAUGAGAAGCUUUCAGAUUUACCCAGGACAAAAACCUCAUGUCUGCAGUGAAUGUGGGAAGGGUUUUACCCAAAACCUUCAUCUUGUAGAGCACAAGAGGAUUCACACUGGCGAGAAACCUUACAAAUGCAGUGAGUGUGGGAAAAGCUUCAGCCAUAGAUCUUCCCUCCUGGCUCACCAGAGAACCCACACUGGAGAGAAGCCAUUCAAAUGCAGUGAGUGUGAGAAAGCGUUUGGCAGCAGCUCCACACUCAUCAAACACCUGAGGGUGCACACGGGAGAGAAACCGUACCGCUGCCGGGAGUGUGGGAAGGCCUUCAGCCAGUGUUCAACCCUCACUGUGCACCAGAGGAUUCACACUGGGGAAAAGCUCUAUAAAUGUGCUGAGUGUGACAAGGCCUUUAACUGCAGAGCAAAGCUCCACAGACAUCAGAGAAUCCACACAGGUGAGAAGCCUUAUAAAUGUGCCGAGUGUGGGAAAGGCUACAGUCAGUUUCCGUCCCUAGCUGAACAUCAGAAACUCCAUACUGGAGAACAGCUUUGCCAGUGCUUGCAGUGUGGGAGAACCUUUACACGUGUGUCCACCCUUAUUGAACACCAGAGAAUUCAUACUGGACAGAAACCAUAUCAAUGCAACGAAUGUGGGAAGACCUUCAACCAGUAUUCCUCCUUCAAUGAACAUCGGAAGAUUCAUACUGGGGAGAAACUUUACACAUGUGAUGAAUGCGGGAAAGCCUUUGGCUGUAAAUCAAACCUUUAUCGGCAUCAGAGGAUCCAUACUGGAGAGAAACCCUAUCAGUGUAAUCAGUGUGGAAAGGCCUUCAGCCAGUAUUCAUUCCUAACUGAACACGAGCGAAUCCACACUGGAGAGAAGCUCUACAAGUGUAUGGAGUGUGGGAAAGCCUAUAGUUAUAGGUCAAACCUCUGUAGACACAAAAAAGUUCACCUUAAGGAGAGGCUAUAUAAAUGGAAAGAAUAUGGGGCGCCCUUUAUGUAUGGCACAUCCCUUACUCCAUAUCAGAGAUUUGUGAAAGGAGACAAGCCUGAGAACAUUAAUUCAUCACUGUAAUCCAAGACACAUCAGAAGAGUAGUGCGUAGAAUGCAAAUCGGAAUAGUCAUCUUUUUUACUUGUACAGCAGAUGGUUACCACUAAGUCAUGGACGGUGGAUGCACAAAGAAUGCCCACAUCAACCAUUUAAGGACUAUUACAAAUAUGUUAAAAAUUCGUAGGAAAAGUAUGAAAGGCCUCACUUAAAAAACAAAACGUAUGAGUAACUGUUGCGUAUAAGCAUUUUUCAUGAGAGGGUCAUCUCUUUCUAAGAGCUUCUGUGUUAUGAGUUUUCUUUUCAAGAUAGUCUCUGAUGUAGUUGAUAAUGUGAAGAAUUGUGGGGCCUCAGUCCCUAAAAUGGUGAGCUGUUAUAGGGAGAAGUCCUUUUCAUAAAGAGCCACUACAGAGGAAAAGAAUACUUUGAUUUGUUGUGUAUCAACAAUAAAGCUCUUUAUAAAUUGCUCCUUAUACAACAUAUUUGUGUGUAUGUAUGCAUUUAUAUUCAUAUAUACACAUACAGGACUUUUAUGUAUAUGUGGCCAUGUCACUUAACAAUGGGGAUACAGUUAGAAAAGGCUUCAUUAGGCACUUUCAUGGUUAUAGGAACAUCAUUGCAUUUGCAUAGCCCUACACGUUCUGGGUCAGCCAAUCAAUGUGAUCUCUUGAGGUGGUCAACAUACCAUAAUUUUUUUUAAAAAAAAAACAAAACUUUUUUGAGUUUAUAAUUUAAUUACAUUUCUCCCUUCCCUUUCUCCAAAGCCUCCGAUACGCUCCUCCCCACGCUCCUUCAAAUCCAUGGCCUUUCUUCUAAUUGUUAUGCAUGCAUAUUUCCAUACUUUUUUAUAGUAAGUGUUUUUAUUGGUUUGCUUGUUUAUUUUAGAUAGAGUUUCACUACGUACCUUAAUGGCAUUGAACUCAUUAUGUAGACCAGGCUGGUUUUAAACUUUCAGUCUUCCUGCAUCAGCCUCUUAUGGACUAGGAAUAGAGGCAUGAGCCAUCAUGCUUGGUGUAAAUUUUAUUAGUAGAAUGUGUAUACUCUAAGGAUAAAAGUAUAGUAUAGCAAAUGAGUAAGCUGGUAAUGUAGAUUGUCCCCAUCACCAUGUGUCAUGUACUGUAGAUAAUUGUGUGUGCUGUGGUGUCGUCUGGCUGCCAACACAGAGGGUUUGUUUGCACAAAUGAGCAAUGCAUUGUGCCUAAGGUGUUAUUAUAGUUAGAAAGUCAUGACAGCUCCGAUGUAAUUGGACAAGUAGGAAUUUUGCAGACCAGUUGUAGUCUAAUGAGACCACUGUGAUAUGUGUUGGCUGUUAUUGGCCAAAAACAUCAUCAUGGGCAAAAGGCUGCAUGCACACACUCACAUAUAUGUAUGUAUAUGUGUAUGCCAGUGUAUAUACAUACACAUACAAAGAGUUUAGGACAUUUUUUUUCUUCAUAGUCCCUAAUAAUUAAAAAAGAUUCAGUUUACUAAUUUAGAAUUUACUGUUUCAAAUUUAAAAUUCUCCCAAGGGAGACUUCUUUCUAAGUCUUCUGUAUCUGUAAUGGAAUCUGGUUCUGGAUCUAGCUGAGUAGAGGCUUACAGUACUAGAGAAGUAGGCCUGAUCAGACAGAGGUGGGCAGACUGCCAUCCAAACAGUACACUAUGUACUGUAGAAGGCCAGUGUUGACAGACUCUCCUGCUAUGAACCUGUUAGCACUUUAGGAUUGGAGAGAUUUUUAAUUUAUAACCUUUUAAGAAUCGAGGUCUUCAGCUCUGAUAAUCUAUGAUUGUUACAGGUUCAUUUCUAGCCUCAAGGCUUAAGAACCCUAUUUGUUUUGUAACCUGUUCAAAUAUUAUUGCUAGUAAUGUAAUCAGUUAUCUUUAGUUUCUCCUAGCUUCGGUCUUAGUAGUGGAGUUGAGAACAUGCCCCCCUUCUUCUAUCUCUGAUUCAAUACCUGCUUCUAUGAUAACUACUUAAAUUCUCAAAGCCGAUGAAGGUUCAGUUGGAGGUAUCACUUUGAUAAUGUUUCCAUGUGUGGCUACCUUUUUAUUACACAACUUUUAAUACUUUUUUUUUCUCCUCCCUGUAGUGCUGACGACUGAAUCCAGGGUUUUGUACAUGCUCAGGAGGUGCUCUACCACGAGCUGUGUCUGCAGCCCAUAGGAUUUAAGUAUAAAGUUGCAGAUGAAUAUUUUAUAUUAAACAAUCUACUUAUUACCUUAAUAUUUUAUAUCUCCCCUAGACCUAGUUCCUUCGUUCUUUGACUUACCCCAUUGGUUUGUGUUAGAAAUUACUCUAGGAGCAUUAAUUAGACCCUUCCAUCUGAACAAAAUAUGAGAAUUAAGCAGGCAUUCAGCACUUAACUGACUUCUUUUGGCUCCUCAGAGUAGUUGUAUGUGUUUAAAUGUUUUUGCAAGAAAAAUAAGACUUCAAGGGUACCCCUGAAUGUCUUCUUGUACCUAGUGAGCAUGCUCAGUGUCCACUUUUUGGUUUACAAAUGCCAUUUGCCUCCAGAAGGACUCAGGACUCCUUGAAGAAAUGAACAAUGGAAUGUUUGGAGUAGGAGGGGAAUAUAAGUACACCCAGAGGAUAUUUUUAUGAUAGAUGUCAUUUUAGGGUUAUUGAUAUGAGCAGGAACAGAGACUAACUUGAAGGUACAUCCUUUGAUCCAACUUAAGACACUUCAAACAUCAAAAUACUCAUGGCAGGGCGGGAUAUAAUAUUUUCUAAAGGUUACAGGGGUGGGGGGAAGCUUUUUAUAACAUUUGAAAAAAAGCAUCUUUUAAGAAUAUCCAAAGCAAUAAACAAAAACCAUUUAACAACUGUCAUUGUCAUUAAAUCUAGCAAAAAGUUGAUUGAUGGUAAAACCUACUACAUGAAAGGCAAUUAAGGAACAUUGCAUCAACCAGAAGAGGGCAGCUGUGAGGUGCGAAGGAAGCACUGCUUUCAUCCUGACACCUGACAGGCAGGGCCACCCCCACCCCCGCUGUGAGCAGAGCUCCCCCCCCUGAGCAGCAGCCAUGUGCCUUCUCCAGAGGCCGCAGAGGCCAAAACCAGUCAAUGAACGCCUAUGGAAAUCUUUUCUCUAGACUUAGCUUCCUGCUUACAAAGAACUGAGAGUAACAUGUUAGAUUAUACGGUAAUAGACAAAUCUAGAGUUUGAGACAUUGGAAAUGAUCAUUAAGUUGUACUUUUCAAAUAGCCAAUGUGUUAGAACAAAAAGAUGCCUGAGGCAGCCACAUGCAAAGUGUAAUCUUUUAUUGAGAAAUAAAGUCAGAGGGAUAUUUAGGGAAAUACAAAGGUGAAAAUGGGUGUUAAAUAAUGUGGUAUGCUUACUUUUCUUAGACUAGGUAAAGUAUUGAAUUUAUAUUUCCCUGUCAUAUGCAUGCAAAAGUUUUAAGUUGACAAGUCAUAAUGUCUGCAGCAUAUUUUAAAUUGAAAUUGAGAAUUGAUCAGCGAUUGUUGAAUUGUUGGGAUCACUCUUUAAACUUGUCUGUACCUAUGUUUAAAUGUAAUAAAAAUUGAGGCAAAAAUGAUUUAUAAA
This is a messenger RNA of Apodemus sylvaticus (European woodmouse), 5483 nucleotides long. RefSeq names its product zinc finger protein 354C (gene Znf354c). The transcript is spliced from 6 exons. Lineage: Eukaryota; Metazoa; Chordata; Mammalia; Rodentia; Muridae. Gene Ontology annotation, molecular function: DNA-binding transcription repressor activity, RNA polymerase II-specific. Bases 299 to 1984 code for a protein of 561 amino acids. The record is from RefSeq and is a predicted model, not a curated record. Gene Ontology annotation, biological process: negative regulation of transcription by RNA polymerase II.